Molecule: messenger RNA, 2607 nt
Organism: Didymodactylos carnosus
Lineage: Eukaryota; Metazoa; Rotifera; Eurotatoria; Philodinida; Philodinidae
Source: the annotation of a GenBank genome assembly
AUGAUAGCCCAAGGUAUCCUCUUCGAAAUGAGAGUCAAAUCAACGCUACCUAUUCCUGUUAUGAUGCAAGUCAUUUUUAUAAUGUUAAAUGGACAACAAUUGAACCACCGUUCGAAUGAAGUAAAUGGUCCCAAGCGUUUCUUUUCUUACCUUGAUGAAUCACUUUCGGACUUCUCGCAUAUAUUCAACAACGUUAGGCUUAUAAUCGCUGCAAGUACGACUUUUCUAUGUUUAACCGCGAAAAAUGUGGAAAAAGUACGAGAGUUAAAUAACGGAACAAUUGUUCAAGGUGUUACUGGCGGUAGUCCAUUAUCAACAUUAAUCGGUUUCCAUCCCGUUACAUCUCUGCCCAAUGAUAUCAUGCAUGAUUAUGCCGAAGGCGUUUGUCCACUUAUCAUUGUCGCGCUGCUCAAGAAAGCAUCAACGAAAAGGUUAUUCAGUUAUCGUCAAGUCGAAGAAAGAAUAUCAACGUUUGAAUAUGGCACGAAUGAUGCCACAAACACACCUCCAGCCAUUCGAGCAAAACAUUUGGCAAAACACAGUAUAGUUGGCAGCGCUAGUCAAAAACUAUGUUUGUUUCGUUUGUUUCCCAUUAUAUUUUUUGACAUUAUCGAACACCUCGAAAAAUUCGAAUUGUACGUCGUAUUGCGAGAAAUUAUUAAUUAUGUUUUCGCUUUACCGUUUCGUCGCAGUUGGUUAGCCUAUUUAAAUACACUUACAACUCGGUUUCAGUGUUUAAUGAUUCAUCAUUUACCGGAUCGUGUAAUACCCAAAAUCCAUUUUACGACGGAUUACUCCAGAUUAAUUGAUAUGCACGGUCCUCCGAUUCGUGAAUAUUAUCAUGUAAUUGACGAAAGCUCAUGCACAACGUCUGUAAAAAUUAAUCAGUUAUGUCAUGAAAUACAAGUACUAUUGUCUGAAAAUAAUCGAGAUUUGAAUGGUGAAACAACAAUCUUGGAAUAUAAGACAUUAAUUCAUGAACAUGUCACCUAUUCAAAAGGCUCUGUCUUUGUCGUAAAAAUUGAUCAUGAAGAAGAAGUUCCUUGUUUUGUUCAUUUACUCCAUAUAUUCAAAAUCGACAAUACUUGGAAACUUAUAGUUGAACAUCUUCAUACUGUGGCCUUCGGUGAAUCACUUUGGGCUUAUGAAAUUGAACAAACAAGUGCCCUGUGUUCAAUGGAUCCUAACGAAUUGAUCUCUCUAUUACCAAAAGCUCUGGAUAUUUAUUUUCUGAAAGAACAAAUCGACACCAAUAAACAAGAAAUUAAUAGAAUUUAUUCAUUGCCAGUUUUACCUGAAAAAGUACAAUUAGCUAUUGAUGCUAAACAAACACAAACUUUUCGUGGGCAUACGAAUCAUCGUCGAUUAUUACUAGAUGCUAUAUACAAUGAUCUCACAAAGAAAUAUGCUCUGUUAUAUCCGUCAUCGUUCGAUUAUAAAAUCGUGGCUCAAGCAAUACCAGCUGCAUUAGGUAUAGAAUCAACGAAUAAAAGUGGAUUGGGAUACAUUAAUGAAAACGACGAUGGAGACGUUGAAGAAUUAGAGAUGGUAAAGAAAAUGAAAGAAAUGUUACAAAUAGAAAAUCCAGAUGUACAACAGUUGAUAUUAUAUUGGAGGAAAACAUUUCAAUUGAAACGUUUGUUCAUUCGUAACAUAGAAGAACAUUCAAUUGAAGCCGUUCUGGACGAAUAUCGGGGAUUUAAACAGCCGUUUUUGAUUUUCCAGGAAAUUAAAAUGGCGAAUAAUGUCGACGUAGAAGAAAAUGUUCAAAAACUGGCAACCGAUUUACUGCCGAAGUUACCAAAUAAUUCAGAUUUUUUAACCGUACAAGCAUUGGGGCUAUUGUUAUCUUUGUACAAUAUUUUCGAAAUAAAACUUGGUGCCCAUAAUCGUGCUGUACAUCUACUGUAUGGAAUCGUAUUUCAAGAUCCAGGUGUUUUAACAAAACCACUAAGAAUGGAAUUGAAAAGUUGGAAAUUCGAUAUUAAAACUAAACCGAAAAGACGGCCAGACGAAUCAGCUUCUACCCAACUACAGAGAAAAACUCGACGCUUCGAAGAAGAGGGCGAUGAUAUAAACGAAUGGGGUGAUUUGAAUAAUACUCAGAAUGUUAGUUCAGCAACACAACGAACUAGAAUGCAUUGUUCACCUCCUCCUCUUCCAUCCAUAACAACAGAAGAAGAAAAGGGGAAAAACGAAGCAGUACUAUUGCCAUCAUUGUCUCCACAACACAUAAUCAACGUACACACAAGCAACAAUACCGAAUCACAGUUAGCUGCAAACGAAGAAGUCAACGAAACAAUUAACGUCGAACCGUUAUUAUCGAAUGCUCUUGUGACAACUCAAAAUGACAGUCCUGAAAAAUGCGCAGCAAAUAAUGAAAGAUCCAGAUCAGAACCAUCACGUAUAUCAAGACGAUUACAAACAAUUAUUGAUCGAAGUAAAUUUUCAACGAUUGAUCAACUGGAAGAUGAUCAAUCUACAACAAAAACUGUAGAACUAACCAAAGAUGAUAAACAAACAGUGACAAAAGGAAGAAAAAGAAAAGUACCAGUACCACCAGUAACCGAAAGACAGUUACGAGGAAGAAAAUUACGAAAAACAUAG